AUGAGUGCGCCUACCACGGAAAGAGUGUGUGUCGAUUGUAGUCGUUUAAUGGAAAAAAAAUGUUCUUCUUGCGAGAAGGAUCCAUUGUCAUUGAUUGCAUACGUGAAUACGAAUGGGAAUGUCAUGCAGGACACACGAUCGAACACACUAGAGGAGCUUGCGAGGAACGUUCUGGAAAAGCUAAACCACCAAGGUUACUGUGUUAUCGAUAAUUUCCACAAAGAAGAGAAGGCUUUGGCGAUUUUGGACGAAGUAAAAAAUGUACACGAGCGCGGAAGAAUGCACAACGGGCAACUGACUAACACUUUAACUUCGGAAAACAUACGAGGCGAUUUGAUCGCAUGGCUCGAUGGUAGAGAAGAAAGGGCAGAGAAUAUUGCACUUCAUAUGCGUAGAGUCGAUGCUUUGCUUCGCGAGCUCAAUAAAAUGAUUUCAUGUCAUAGAAUUGAAGGAAGAACCCAGGUAUUAAAAGUUAUCUAUUUCAAUGAAAAUGGGAAGCAUAUUGUGAAUGCAGUGAGAUGGGAAGCAUUUAUAUUGUGAAGGCACCUACGAAGUGUCUGAUCAUUUUAAUUUGUCACAACAUUGUUUAUUAUGGUUUCAUCACAAAUGGAAACAUAAUAUUCUUGCCCUAAAUGUAGAAUGCAUGCCAAAUUUUUGGCCAUGUCAUUACCACAAACGUCCUGUAAGUUUUGUGACCUUGGUCGGCAUUUCACGCUUGCUUGGCCGGUCGUCAAACCUCCUCAGCCAGUCGUCAAACCUCCUCACUUAACGAGGCAAGGUAAGUGAAGGAUAAGCUGUAACAUAAGGAAAAGAAUGCGACGUUUGGAUAUGCUUGUGUGUGAUGAGGACGUUACAUAAGAAAUCAAUACUUUUGAUCCUUCUUAUCAUAACCUGAUUAUACAAUGGGUAAUUUCAGAAAAGAUCCAUACCGCCCUUACAGAGGAAAUAUCUGCCGUGGGGUAAAAAUCUAUGUCUGAUAAUAGUAAAAUGUGCUGUUGAUGUUGUGGAAGGAAAUUUGGAAAUGAAAAUAACCCCCCCAACAAUGUACUACUAAUACAGUUACUGUUAUCAGAAACAAAUUUUUCUUCCCCUCUGGUAGGGAUGAGCAGAUCAAGAAAAAUAAAAUUUACCGAUCCAAUAAAUUCUGAUCCGAUUUACCAUCCGAAUGGCCAAUUUAUUGGCGGUUAUCAAUAUUUGUUAACAGGAUUAAAGGGUAAUGGCAAUAAAAAUUUUUAUUGCUUUAUCUGAAAGAGCAUGAAAAAAUAAGCCGAUUGGCCGUUUACUGCUCUAUUCUGUUUCAUCUGGUUCCGAAGUUAUACGCAAAAAUGUGCAAAAUAUAAAUUGCUGAUUCAGCACAACGUGUGACGUCAUUGGUAGGGUAAGUAUGUUUAAUGAAUACUAAACUGAAGCAUAGCUCAGUUAUUAUGGGCCCAAAUCAAAUGAAAUUUUGGAUACUGAUUGUACAUGAUGAGACGCAUUGAAAAACACUUCUAAUUUUGUUGCCAAGGUAACAAUGUCGUUCCCAGGCCCCUUGCGCCAAUUUUAUAAAACAGCUUUAUUCAUGGUACUUAUAAGAAUAAAAUAAUGUCAGAAGUAUGUGUACCAUACCUAUGCAUGCCAAAAGUUUACUUGCAUGAUAAUAAUUCGAAAAUGACAUACACAUAGAUAAAUGCAACUAGUUAUUCAAAAUCAGUGUAAGGGGCCUGGGAACGACUGCGUUGCCUUGACAACAAAAUUAGAAGUAUUUUCCCAUACGUCUCAUCAUGUACUAUCUGUAUACAAAAUGUCAUUUGAUUUGAGCCAAUAAUAAUUGAGCUAUGCUUCAGUUUACUAUUCAUUAAACAUAUUUACCCUACCAAUGACGUCACACGUUGUGCUGAAUCAGCAAUUUAUAUUUUGCACAUUUUUGCGUAUAACUUCGGAACCAGAUGAGAUAGAAUAGAGCAGUAAACGGCCAAUCGGCUUAUUUUUUCAUGCUCUUUCAGAUAAAGCAAUAAAAAAAUUUAUUGCCAUUACCCUUUAACAGGAAUUCCCCACACUCAAAAUUGGGGCAAAAUGCUAGCACCCAGUGUGGAAAGUUUGUACCGGUAUCACGUGACAGAGAUAUCAGCCGCACAAUUUUGAUGGUUUCUAUAUAUUUACUAUUACAUUUUCAAAAUCUCUGGCACCCAACUUUCCAGGGCUAGCACAACAUCACAAGAAUUAAUAGGUCUACCAGUAACAGAAAUAUUAUUAUGAUAGUCAAGGAUUGAAAUUUAGUAAUCAAUUUAUUUUGGAAAAGUAUCCUGGUAAAUGACUGGUAACGGUAUAAGUAAAUAUGGCAGUUUUUCUUGACAAACAAAAGGAAAUAUAUAUCACAAACAAAAGCUAGAAUGUUAUUUAUCCGUUUGUUGACUCCUGCUGAUAGAUGCCAAUGUAUGUCGAUGUGAUCAGCUGACAACCGAUCUGCUGCAGAUUAUCGACUUUUUGCUUUAUUUUAAGGCAAUGGUUGCAUGUUAUCCUGGUGCAGAGAAACGGUACAGAAAGCAUGUUGAUAAUCCAAACCAAGAUGGCCGAUGUAUAACCACCCUGUAUUAUCUCAACAAGGACUACGAUAGGACGGUUUGUUACCUAACACUUAUUGCAGGGGUCUUCAAACCAUGGGUCGCGACCCAAAAUUGGGUCGCUAGCACACCCUCGAAGGUCGCAAGGCUUGUCUUGGGUCGCAUGGGUCGCAAUGCUUGUCUAGGGUCGCGAACUUACACUAGUAAACUUUACAAGACGAGAGAUCAAGUGAUAAGAUGCACAUAUUUACAUAUGAAUAUUUCCUUGCGAAAUUUGCGAUUACAAUGUUUUUUCACGAUUAUUAUGAAGCACUCAAGCGCUAGAUUGCUAGAAUAAUAUGGUUAAAACAGGUAAACUGGUAAAGCUUUAGAUAUAAUACAGGUCUUUUACUUCAUGUAACUCAAACAUUAUGGCUUAGCACCACUCGGCGCGCCUUCGGCGCACGUCGUCUUCCGAAGUAGAGUCGUCGUCAUACACUCGGAAGCUUUCGGUGAAAAGCCAUAAUGUUUUUAAUUAUCGAAAGUUUUAUUGGCAGUGUUCAGGGUCGCGGGACACCUAUGAAGCUUGGGUUUGGGUUGCCGAAAAAAAGGGGUGAAGACCCCUGACUUAUUGUUUAACCCCAUUCAGUGCUGGUGAUCUCCCCUUGACGGGUAAAAUCAUCUGGCAUUAGACAGAGUAAAACAAUAAUGUAGGGUGCAUUACGGUGCAAUUAUAGCACAAGAAUCCCUCUUGACGAGUAAACUUGUCUCACUGGUGUUAGAGCAAAAUAAUAAAGUAGGACACAUCAGGAUACACUGACGCUUAAUUUAAAGGGUUAACCCAUUAAGCUGCAGAGCUUCCCCUUUGACGAAUAAAAUCGUCUGGUGUUAGAUAAGUAAAAAAAAAAUAAGUAGGGCGCACUGGGGUGCAUUGCGGCUCAAUGAAAUUAGUAUUAACCAAGUUUAAUCUUGUUCUCAUCUUGGUCUGUAUUUUACAGGUUAAUGGUGGAGUAUUACGUCUAUACCCUCAUGGUGGAGAUGUAUAUGUCGAUAUUGAACCAAUACUUGACAGACUGUUCUUAUUUUGGUCAGACAGACGUAAUCCUCAUGAAGUAUUACCAGCUCAUACAACAAGGUUACUGUUAGGCUAUUACAAUGUUAUAUAUUUAAAAUAGUAUUUAAAUGCAACUUUCCAGUCUGUAAUAUCUGUUGGAAAAAACCUGAAAACCAACACUAAAAAGACCUGAUAAUACCAAAAAAUAUUGAUAUUCAAUAUAUCCAAUAUUAAUAUUCAUAAUUUCCAAAGUCAAACAUAUAUGUGAUUUCUAUUGUUGUUGCAUUUGUAGGUAUGCCAUUACGUUGUGGUACUUUGAUAAGGACGAAAGAGAAGCAGAAUAUCAACGACUGUUAAAACUGAAGCAGGUUUGUGACUUUUUCAACAUCACCACUGAGUUACUGAACUGAUAGACCAACUUUGAUCGUAUCCACAAAUGUAAAUUUGCGCUAUAUAGAAAUGUUGAUCAUAAUUGUAAUAAAUAUAUGCUUGGGAAGUAAAAAAUCCACACAAAUACUUAAGAUUUUAAAUAUUUGUGAUUUACACAAUUUGCCAAAUUCAAAUAAGGGGACUACAUAUCAAAAUAUUCAUCUUAUCAAUUUGCAUUUUAGGCAGAGAGUCAUCAAAAUGUGCCGAUGGAACACUGAGAAAACACAACGAUGAGGAGCUGUGAGCAUGUAAUUAAGCUGUCCACAAGAUGACCAUCAUUCAAAUCAUGGCAAGGCCUAAUCACCGUAGCGAACAAACAAAAUCAUGUGGAAAAAGUAGACAAUGGCAUUUGAUAUAAACAUUCAUUGUAGGUCUAGGUUUAUGUUACCGAAAACCACAAGUAUAUUAAUUGCUGUAACAAUUUGCAUUGUGUUAAUCAUAUGAAAAAGUUAUAUAGGAAAAAUUGCAUGAUGGAACUGGAUGUCUGAACUGCAUAUUACGUAUUAUUGGGUUGUUCUCAGAAAAGUUCCACAGACCCCCGACAAAAGAAAUUCUGCUGCCUGGAGAUGGAGGGAAGAAUUUCCUCCAUGGGGGAGGUUUGGAUAUUUUCUGGUUAUUUUGGUACAAACAACCUAAUUUACAUUUGAAUUACUGGCUUUUGUAAAUAUUUAUAAGUAUGCUAAACAUGCAGAGCUCAAUUUAAUUCUGUCUGACAAGACCCACCCAUAUUCUGUAUAUGAUGAGACAAUAAUGGUAUUUUAAUAGCACUUCAAAGAGAAACAUUGUACAGUAUUGUAAUUAUUGCACUUACAUGCAAAAUUGAAUAUAAAUUUAAUUAAUAUAAUAAUGUGCGAUUCAUUUCAUUAUACCUCAACAAUAUGAUGAAGUCGAACGAAAUUACAAUCAACAGACAUGCUUAUUCGUGGGUUGCGGCAGCCCCCCCCAGUUUGUUGGGCAAACAAAGCCAGUCGGGCAAUAUUUGCUCCACAGUCGGGCAAUAUUGGCUUAUUAUAAAAAAAAAUGGGAGAAAUUUUGUCAAUUUUGUGGGAAAGUCUGUCAAUUUUGUGGUAAAUUUUGUGUUGUCUGGAAAAUUUUUGGACCCCUAAAAUGGUACAGUGACCGAAAUUUUUUGGGGACAGGGGGGGGGGAGAGGUCGCCAAAAUGAAUUUGUUACGGAAAAAAAAUUUUCGGCACUGGUCGGGCACAAUCCGAAAAAGUCUGGCAAAUUUCUUUCCGCCCCCCUAAAUUUUUCUUUCCGGUACGCCCAUGUCAACAGAUCAUAGUAUAGACAGUAUAUUUGGUAACUGCCAUAUUGUAUGUGUAGCAGAUUUUUUGAAAAAAUGGAAUGUUUCUGUCAGUGCCGGGCUGGCUCCUGCUCGUCUGGUGAGGCCACCUCAAAAUUUGAUGCCCAUCGUUAUAAAUUUCCCAAAAUAUGUGUUGAGGGGGAAGGGCAAAACAUUUUUGAAACGUCAUUUAGGACAGUUUAAGACCCAUUUGACCUAUUUUUUAUUUUUUAAGUAGAAUUGACAAUUUUGGUCGGAGUUUCGCAAAAGCUUUGACCCCCUAAAAAACCUUCGGGGCCAUGCCCCCCCCCCCCUGCCGGCAGGCCACUGGUUUCUAUUACGUCACAAUUAAAAACAAUAUGGCCGACGCAGAAGACGAAGAAAAUGUAAGACAAGAUGAAUUAUAAUUUGAUUUUCGGAAGUAUCUUUGCAGCAUUUUUAUUUUGUUUCCUCGUAUUCUUAAUUUCAGGAGUCAAGUGUGUUUGAAAUUACUGAUUUUACCACUGCGUCUGAAUGGGAGAGGUAGGUUUUGUAGGUUUUUAAAUGAAAAAAAAACCACCUCGGAAAUUCUGUUAUUAUUUGAUUAUUUCAUUGCCUGACCGUAGAACUUUUAAAAAAUUAAAUGAAACCACGAAAACCUCGUAUUUUGGCAACGUAGCUAUACAAAAUUACGGGUGUCUGAAAUUGGGUUUGUGUUGGUCUGUACCACAGUAUAGGAAAAGUACAGUAGAGCCACUCAGCGUAAAAAAGUGUCUACAUUGUUUACUGGCUGCCAACCUAAUUUACAUAUUGGCAGCCAGUAAACGGCAGCAGUCCACUAUAAAAUUGUACUACAGAAUAAUGAUUUUGGCCGCGUAAGACACCUGGAACCUAGCUUAAAUAAUUGCCACUUUUCUCUCCCCUAAGUGGCCCUACUGGUUGUCUCCCUAUACUGUGGUCUGUACUGAUUUUGUUUGGUGGCAUAUUUGGUGCACUGCAGACGGCCUGACCCGGUGACCCAAUGGCAUUCGGGAAAUUUUACACUUUACCAUACCGGAGUAAUCACUGAAUACAUACGCCAUCAAAACACUCCAAUAAAAGAACGGAAAAACCAUCAGCACACACGCCAUCAAAUACUUGCGGUACGGUAAAGUGUAAAGUACCCGGAAUUUGGACUACCUCAUUAGUGUUUGCUGUGGGUGAUGUCAAAUAAACUUGGUGUCCAGUGUUCAAUUGCCCUAACCCCCGCAACAAACGCCUGUGAGUUUGUCAAACUGGGAAUUUUUAUAUUAUUUAACCCUUUAAGUGGCAAUGUGCCUAAGUGGAAAGUUUGGAAAUGGCGCAGCCAAGAUUUCUAAAAUUUAAUAGUAAAUAUAUUGAAAGCAUCAAAAUUGCACGGCCAGGAUAUCAGUGGUGUGAUACAAACUUUCCACACUGCAAUGCGUCCAGAUGCGCCCUACAUUAUGAUUUUACUCAUCAGGGGGAGAGUGCUGCCACUCAAUGGGUUAAUCACGGUAUAUAUAACCAGCCAUAUCAUUCCAGUCUGGAAGCCUGACGACGGACAUGCACAGUGUACAAUCUCUAUCACUGGCAUAUACAUAUAAUGUUUAGAGCAUCCUUUUUUUUACUUGUCUAACGCCAGACAAUUUUACCUGUCAAUGGGGAAGCUCUGCAGCUUAAUGGGUUAACCAAAAAUCUGACAAUGUCUCUAUUCAACCCAUUCAGCCGCAAUGCGCCCUACCGGUACUUUUUUUUCUUGUCCAAUGCCAGACGAUUUCACUCGUCAAUGGGGAAGCUCUGCAGCUGAAUGGGUUAAUCGAUGAUAUAAACCUACUGUAAUGUGUCCUUAAAAAAUUAAAUAGUCGCUUGACAAGCCGCUUGACAAUAGGCAUGUGCACUUGUAUAUUUUAAGGACACUCAAUUGAGUGCCUUUCCAGGCAAGGCAUGCUAGAAAGACUAGAAACAUAUGUUGCAACAAUUACAACAACAUGACAAACAGUAAAUUAAACCCUCAACCUGAAUCGGCUGUAUUAUGAUUCAUUGUCAGGUUUGUUUCACAAAUUGAGGAAAUUCUUCACAAAUGGAAACUUGAUAACAGCAACAAGAAGCCUUCAUUUUUGCAGGUAUUUAUAGCGUGAAAGAAAUUGACCUGACAUUUUUGUCAGCUCUGCAGUUAACCCUGCUAUUUUGUUAAAUCCAUGUCAGCGUAUUCGCAACUUUUCCUCUUCAAAUAAAGAAGAAAACUCUGGCAAUCUAAAACCAAUCCCUAAGAAGGUGACCUCUCAGGUAGGACUAUUUAAUAUGUUGCAACCAAUAUUUUAUUUGAUAAAGUCUCUUUUUUAAUCAAAAUUAUGGUUCUUAGAUUCAUUUUAUUUUCUAGUCUAGAGAAUCAUGGUGGGAGACAUUAUCAGAGACACUUCAUUUCUCAGACUUUUGCUUUGAUAUCACUUACCACCACUGCAUGACUGCAAAGAAUGAAGCCAGGGAAGAAAAUGCUGGUAAGGUGAAACAACCUCUGGGACAACAAAUCAAGAAACAAAAUGCACAUUGCCCACACAAUGCAAAAUUCCCAUUGGUCGAAAUUGGUGUGGCUGUCAAUCAAAUCUGAUAUGUAGUAAUUAUGCUAUAAAUAAUUUCCCGACUGAAUGUUGAUUUUAUAAAUAAACAUUACAUUAACGGUUCCUAUUGGAUAGAUUUAAUUGGGUAUAAGUAAUGUUUAUUCAAGGGCGGAGCCAACUUGACAUGAGCGAAAAGUGGACGUAUUUCAUUUCUUGAUGUGUUGUCGAAUGUCGGCAGUCCUUCCUUUCCCCUCACACGCCCAGGAAGCUAUAUCCAUGGGAAGGAGGGACCGCUCGCAGUCUAGUUUUUCCCUGAACUACCUCGCCCAAAUAUGAGGGUUCAAGGAUGAAUAGUUUUGUUUCUGUCAAGGGUUUGAAGAUGGUCUUUCUCCGGCUGUUUUGGAAAUGUUUGACAUGGAUUAUGAUUUUCCACCAAGAGUUCACUGCCUCAGUAGAUGGUAGGUGGAUGGUAAUAUUUCUGUCUAAACAAUCUUCAACAAGUGUCAAUAGAACUUAUGCAUAAAACAAUUUUAUUUUUGAUCUUCCUGUUCUCAGGUAUGGGAUGAAAGAGUUCUUAGUUUUAUCACCAGCUGUAGAGAAUGCAGCUAUCACAAGUGAGUCGAGAUGUCAUUUACUGCUAAGCUCUAUCUCAAUGGCUUUAGCAAAUGCUAAGUGGUGAGUUGUUAAUGUGUAUUUUAAGCAUUUCUUGUGUCUUCAAUGAAUGCUUUCCCUAUACCAAAUACUGCAGGUUUUUUGGGUUAUUUCUCAGUUUUUUCCUGUGUCGUGACACUGGAGUAAUAAGAGGAGGCCAUUUCUUGUAUAUACAUAAAAUGCACAAGUUGUAAUGAGCCUGCAGCAGACUUGUAGCAAUGCUGUUCCAACAAUGUGUUUGUACUGCUUAUCAACAAGCUGUGAGUGAUAACCUUGUAGCAAGUUGAUGAAAUGAGCCUUAAAACUUGUUGACAAGCUUGCUACAAGCCUGUUGCAAGCAUAUCUUGUUGACAAGUUGUGAGAUUUUUACACGACUUGUGUACUUCAUUGAUGCAUCCAGGAUUUCAUCUGAAACACAUCUAUCAAUGAUCAUAAACUCAAUUUAACCUCACUAUUCUUGCUAGCUAUGUUCCAUUGCUGGUUCAGUUGCAUCAGAAGUGGAGACGGCUGUAUCGUGGCCUCUGCCUGGGCAAUGGUUUCCGUACCUUAUUUGAAAUGGCGCAUUUACGUCACACUCCAAAGCAAUUCAAUCAUCUCAAAGGCUUGCUUGAUGUCUUUAAAGAUAAAUUGGUAUGUACAGUAGUUGUAUUGUUUUUGUUUUGUAGCUGAUGGCCAGGGUUCCUCUAAGUAGAAGGCUUUUGUAGGUGGAAAUUUUUCGAGUGUGAAUUUUAUACAUUUAUUAGAGAGUAGGAGUAGUUGUGAGAAAUGCAACUAUAGUCCUUCUUGCAGGAAUCAAACCUGCUGUCCUGUGAUUCUGGUGCAGCACUCUAACCAACUGAGCUACAGAGACGAGUUGUCGAGCUCCAUAGCCCCACAGGCCAUGAAAAUGUCAAGUGUUUACUAGGCAAGUCAAUGCUAAUUAACAGUUUGCUUGUCAUAAUGUUGUAUAAAAUUUUGUGUGUUCUAGGCUCUCCGUGGGUCAAGCUGUCCCCCAGUGACAAUCACCAUCAGGUUCACAUAUUUUUUGAAUGAGUGGAGCGACACAGAUUGGCCCCAGGCCCCACCUGAUGUUGACUCGUGUUUGGGAGAUGAAGUGGGUCUGUCGGAUAUGUCUACAUUACCAUUUGGUACGGGACAAGAUGCUAUCAGGUUAUAUUAUAUUAUAUAAAUAUUACAUAAUUUUGUUGUAUGUUUAUAAAUAUAUAUGAUAUGUAUACUGUAUGUUUCUGAACAGAGACAUCCCACCUACUAUACUGAAAAACCUAUUAGUAUUGGACAGCAUAGUGUUCCCAGUUUGAUCUUCAAAUACUGAGACUUUUUUAUUUUUAGCGAGCUACAUUUAUCAGUGACUUGGCCAUGUUUAUCUGAAGAUGUCAUUGUUGAUAAUGGAAUUUAUUCGUAAGUUUAUUGUGCUAUUUCCAGAAAGAGCUGUGUCAAACUGAAGUUCUUGUAUUUUUCAGGUAGUUGUAUCCCUAUCAAUCCACAACUUUCUCAUGUAUGUCUCUUUUAAUUAGUGAUUUAGAUCCUCUGCAAGCGCCGCAGUGGCAUGUGAGAGUGAGAAUGAAUGAUGAUCCAAAAUGUCUUUUAGGUAAGUUCAUUAUUAUGUAGGAUGUCAAACAAACAAACAAACAAACAAACAAACAAACAAACAAACAAACAAACAAACAAACAAACAAACAAACAAACAAACAAACAAACAAACAAACAAACAAUGUUCUUAUUUUGUAGGUGAAUAUGUUGAUCGUUAUUUGAAUCUUUGUCAUCGAAAAGAGGCCGCGUCAGCAUUACUGAAGCAUGAUGCUUUUUAUGAUAAUGCUGAAGGUGGGUGUGCCUUUAUUAAUAAUAGAUGAAGUUUCUUGUAUUGGACUUCAACAUACACCUAACUGUACAGGACUUACAAGUAGGUAACGACCUGCGUAUCUAUUUUCAGAUUCACCCAAAGACUUUGCUCAUGCAUUUCAAAAACUGACCAAGCCAGUCUUGUCUUCCAACAUACAAUCUGCUGUCACAAAAGCAACGUCGAAGAUUACCGGCUCUAGUAGUGACGAGUCGCCAAUACCUGCUGAACUUCUCAAUGUUAUAUUGAAGGUAAUAUAUUUAGAAAGUUUAAACAACUGACGUUCUGGACGUAACGCGUGUACAGUACAUAAACCAGCAGGUUUUUAUGCAUGGCUUCAGUAAUUGUACUAUAUCACACACCCAAUGGAAUAAAGGUUUCUUUGCACUAUCAAAGUUUCUGUGAUCACAGUAGGAAUUUUGCAUAGGUAAAUUAAGUUUUGAAGGAUUUGUAAGAAAUGUUUAAGUCCACUGACAUGGUGUUAAACAGUGAGUCUGUUCUCUCAAACAUUUCUUACAAAUCUUUCAAAACUUAGAAUUUACCUUUGCAAAAUUCCUACUGUGAUCACAGAAACUUUGAUAGUGUAAACAAAUUCUGUUUGAUAAUUAAGGUAUAAUUGUGUUUGCAGCACUUGUUUCCAGAUGCCGAGAUAAACCCAAACGAUAUUGAUGUGAAACAAGAAGAAAUAUUAAAAUCAAAUGUUUAUGCAACUAAAAAUAUGCCUAAUGUAAGUUCAGACUUUUGUAUAUUAUCAUAAACGUUUGAAUGAUCAAAUGUAAAUUUAGUGUUUAUAACUUAUGCACAAAUCGUUACUUCCUCUUGUAAAUUUGUUUAUCCCAGAAAUUAUUUCCGGAUUCAUAGAAUUGGCAACUCUCUUUCAGGACAAAUUUCGUGGUCUGAAAGGAACUCCGCGAGACAGUUUGACUUACGCUUUGGCGAUAUGUCUGUGUAUUGUUAAUCACAGCUAUGGAGGUGAGGUCUAAUUUAUAGAGCCAUGAGGUUACACACGACAAUUUUUGAUGCAGCUUGCAACGCAAUUUCUGAUAUAGGGGGUGUUAUCUUUCACUACGUGUGGGAUAAUUGUGAGCCCACUCUUGAUGGAGGGGGGGAGGGGGGGGGGAUCGUUACUGAGCUUCCAAGUAUGAUAUCGAAGUAUUUAAUCAUUUUUAUUUACAUGUACAUGUAUGGUAUGUUAUUCUAGGGCUGCGAGCUGUGGCUCAUCUUUGGCAAGAGUUUGUGUUGGAAAUGAGAUAUCGUUGGGAUCACGGCAUUUUGAUAUCAAGGUAUGCCCCCUCCUCUGUAUUUGGUCAUGUGGUUGCGCUCGUUUUACUCCCGUGACUUUUUUCUUUUACAGACUUGAGUUAGUGGCUCCGAAUCUUGAUUGCUGUUUAAUUCAUCAGAAGCUCCAGGUAAAAUAAACGUUUAUAUUGAAGUGGUUACUGAAACUAACCCUUUAGGCCUUCGUCGUCAAGUGCUUGUGUAGUAAUCCCCUCGCUCAGAUGAAUCGGGCAGCCACUCUAUGUAGAAGGUUUUGUAGAUGGAAAUUUUCAGGGGUCGAAACUUAAAUUUUUUUGUACUAUACAGCCGGAAUAGUAGAUUUUUAUAUUUACUAUUCCGUCUGAAGAUCCACUAUUCUUUAAUGUACUGUUUCUGAUUUUCAUGAAAUCAUCCUUGAAACUCCUAAAGUGAACUGAAUAAUUGAAUAACAAAAAAUAAACAUGUACAGUGCAUUGCUCUGUACAGUGAUGAAUAAAUUAUUAAUAAAAAACAAAGUUCAAACACUGAAAUGAACUUGCGAACUUUGUUGCGAAGUUCGCGCCCAAUUUCCGAACUUGGAAACGUAAUUGGCAAGUUCGCAACGAACUUGGGAACCGCGCGUUGAAAAGUGACUUGAAAACGACAAUAACAUUGCUGCAAAGAAAUUAGGAUACGCAAGUACUGCAAGCGAACAAGAAAUUAGCUACGAAGUGGAACAGUGGCUCAAAGUGCGGUAUAAAGUGAUUUUUUAUAAGAUGAGGAAAACCCUUGCUUGUCGAUAUUUGGUACCACAUUUUUUUCUACUAUACAAACGGAAUACUAUGAUCAUGAAGUUUACUAUUCCGUCAUGCAUUUUAGUAUAUUCGGAAUAGCGGAAUAGCGGGAAUUUCGACCCCUGAUUUUGAAUGUGAAUUUUUAUACAUUUAUUAGACUUAACCAGGACAUUAAAUUGUUAUGACGGAUAAUAACUGAACUUCUUUCAUAGAUGUUGAACUGCUGUAUAGCUCGAAAGUGUCUAUCAAAGCGAAGUCAAACUAGCAUUAACCAAGGAGAUACACCAGCAGACAUUCCAAGGCGCCCAACCAGUGCAAGAUCUAGUUGCCCUGGUGAUGACAGCAGUGACGAUGAAUUUUUCGAAGCUUUAGAAGACCAAGAUGACUCCGAUGAUUCUGGUGGGGAUGUAGAGGGACCUUUAGAGACAGGGCAGGGUAAUACGAGACGAGAGGGAGCAUUGAAACGAUGUGGAGAUCGUAGACUGUUGGUAUCUGGGGAACCUUUGUAUAUACCCGUGACACAGGUAUGUGAGGUGUGACUUGGGUGAAUAAAUUGUGUUUCUGGUGGCGGUUGUCGAAGGCCAGAUCAUAUGGCCAGAUACACAUGUAAAAAUUUCACAACUUGUCAACAAGAUGUGUUCGCAACAAACUUGUAGCAAGCUUGUCAACAAGUUGUAACAAUGCUGUUAUUUUAUCAAGUUGCUACAAGGUUGUCACUCGCAACUUGUUGACAAAUUGUUGAAUUGCAGGACGAUUACAAGUUGUUGGAACAAUUUUUAACAAGUUUGUUGUCAACAAGCCGUUGAUGGCUUGUCAUCAAGCUGAGAUGACAAGUUGUUGGAACAGCAGAAAAUAAACUUUACAGUACAUUCGAGAAAACGUCCAAUCGGCCAGAAAAAUCGCAAUGUGAAAGUGUAGCUUCAAUAUGUUGUAGGAACCAGCUCCGAUGACAGAAGACAUGUUACAAGCUCAUGCUGAUAUUCUCACACAACUGGGAACCAGUGAAGAAGGCGCCAGAAUUCGUGCUCAAAUGCAGAGUGCUUCUUUACUUUCCGAUAUGGAGGCAUUUAAGGUAACUAGCAGUGUCGUGAUCACCAUGCUUGCCUUUCAAUCUGAGUUACCCGAGUUCAUUCCUUGAUCGGACCUCUACUCAAGAUCUUAAAAAUAAUUGAGGAGAAAGAGCUACCCUUACAUUGACAUCACUAAAUGAUUAGACUUUCGCGUCUUCUCGGAUAAGGACGUUAAAAUCGUAGGUACCUCGGAUCCCCUAUCCAUUGGGCAAUAGCCUGUUGGGAAAUCCGCUCACCGAUGAGUGAGGAAUUCAUUAAACACUUGACUGCAGGGAUGGUUCCAGCUUUUGGUGCUUUGAGCGAGGUUGUAUAGGAACUGGGGUAGUGCAGUAAGAAAUAGUCAAUAAAGAUAGAUUGUUUUCAACGUUCAUUUUAACCCACUUUGAAAGCGUGAAGAACAUCAUAUGAUAUCUGAAAUACCGAUGUUUUCCCAGGCUGCUAACCCAGGCUGCUUACUGGAAGAUUUCGUUCGCUGGUAUUCCCCGAAUGACUGGCUACAAGGAGAGGAGACUGAGGAUGAGAUUAUUUAUAGAAGAAAAUUGGAAAGCGAACAAAGACAGAAAGGUAUUGACAUGUCUGGACAAUUGGUUUGUUUUUAAAUAUUGCUAUUGUGUAGGUUCUAUGAACCUGCUUUAUACAUUGCUCGACAUGGUAGCAGCACCAUAUAUAUUGUAUAUAUAUUGUAUAUACUGUAUGUACCAUACCUUACCAGAUCAUACUAGAUCGUAUGAUCAUACCAGAUCGUAUCAUACCAGAUCGUAUCAUACCAGAUCGAUAACAUACAUACCAUACUAUACCAUUCUACUGUAUACUAUGCCAUAUACAACACCAUUCCAUAAUAUACCAUGCAAUUCCAUACCAUACCAUACCAUUGCAAUACCAUACCAUGCGUGUGGAUACAAUCCACCCAUACUACAGGUAUAAAUAUUCAAAUGGAUGGCAGCACACCCUAUAAUAUAACACACCAUGAAUUACUGUACCAUACACCGUACCAUACUAUGUCAAACUGCUGGUAAUCGACUACUUCUCAAAAAUAUAUCCCUCGGUGAAAUGCAUAUCUAUCUUUCAGAAGGAGAACAAAAGCAGCAAGACGACUGGGGUUUAGAUGAUGAGGAGGAAAUUACUGAAGAAGAACUAAAUGAAGCUUUCCAUGAAGAGAACCAACAAAGUGAAGAGAACCAACAAAGUGAAGAGAACCAACAAAGUGAAGAGUUAUGUGAUCAACCAUGUUCAAAGGUUAGUUACUGCUUUGUGACCUUUGAGAAAGCACUCUUCUCUCAUGCAACCAGGGGCGAGCUAGCCAUAGCAACAAGUCACACUUUACAAAUGUCUAAUAAUUCGCCUUAUUUAAACCGUUAGAAAUGUAUUGUCUUAUUAUUUAGAUUAGAUGUAGGUUUAUUAACAUAGCAAGACCAGUUGCCAUGGCUAGCUUUACCACUACAUGCAGCCAUAGCUUUAAACUUGGGUUAUAUUUACGUAUCUAUAUAGCUCAGGGAAUGAUGGGCGUAUCAACAAACCCAGAGAUUGCAUUAAACUCUAAGGGUUUGAUGAUAUUUUGAUAUCAAAUUUUCUUGUCUUCAGGACUGGUGUGAAGAAGGAAGAUUAAGUCUGCGCAUGCGUGUGAAAGGCAACGCCUGGGAAGAUAACUGGCACAAUGCCAGACCAUGUCCUGUACGACGUCAGAAACGAUUGUUUGAUGAAACGAAAGAGGCUGAAAAGGUACUGAUGGUGUUUCUGGGUAUUUACUUAAUUAAGUAUAUACUAUUUCACUAUAUACCCCGCCCUGGGGUCGGUCUUCAAAACCCUUAACCCUUGGUUCACCUAAAAUUCAAAGUGAACUUCCCAACACCUCACUGUUUAUGAAUUUAGAAAUAUUUCUUCAGAAAUCUUGGCUGGAUCAACAGGAGUUUUUGUCUCUGAAGUUUUGAAAUAAACAGACGUGCAGAAAUACAUAAACUAAAACACUGGGUUAAAUUUUAACCGAAGGUUAUCCCUAAUCCAGCUUUGAACAGCCGACACCUGCCUGUGAAGUAAAAAUAUUGCUUGUUUGGUUAUUUGUUUAAUAAUUUGUAUAUUCCAGGUGCUUCAUUAUUUAUCUGGGUUACGACCAGCCGAAGUUGCUACUGAACUUAUUUCCACUGUACUUCAAGCCUCAAUACGACGCAUAGAAAACGCAGGUAUGCAAUGAUUGGGUACUCAUCUGUUGGAACAACCUUGCAACAAUUCUGAUAACGCCAUCAAGCUUGUUACAAGUUGUUAACAGCUUGUUCUAAACUUGUAGACUUGUUGACGGAAUGACGGCUUGUUGGCAGACUUGCUUUUCAAGAUGUGAGAUUUUUGCAUGUGUAUGAGUCAUCUAUGACUAUGGCACGAUCAAACAGAACAGAACUGAGAAUAAUUUGGCUUUUUUAUGUUUACAGGAGGCAAUGACGCUGUUCGUUCAAGCACUAUUAUUGAUCGCAUUAUAAAGAGAGCAAGUCGAAUUUUCGACACGUCACAGGAACAGCUGACUUUAUAUAAGGUGGGAUAAUUUAGUAAGUUUGAAAUAUACAUAUCAUUAUGACGAUAUGACUCAUUUGUUUUCUGUAGGAUUUGUUCGAAGAGCUUCGUAGUAUUGAAUUAAAGAUAGCGCGCGCGCAGUCAUUGAAGUGCAAACUGCAAACAUCAGAAGUAAAUAAGCCAGACAUUGAUACCGAGGCGUUCAUUGCGUCAUUAUUGGAGAAACCAGAGGUCAACGUUGUCGGAGCAAGUCGUGGACCUAUGGGUCAUGUGAUCAAGGGGUUGUUUUCCCAGCAAGAGGUAAUUGUACUGGUUUGUAGUUGACUCGAAAUAUGUCAUUCUGAUUGGUUAAUUUUCCACCAAUACACUGGGAAGGUAAUAUGAAUGUUUUAGAUAUUUUAGCAUAACCAUCCAAGUUGAAUGGUUAUGCCGAAGACAGCCAACAGCAUAACCAUCCAAGUUGAAUGGUUAUGCCGAAGACAUUCAACGGCAUAACCAUCCAAGUUGAAUGGUUAUACCGAAGACAAAUCAACGGCAUAAACAUCCAAGUUGAAUGGUUAUGCCGAAGACAGUCAAAUGUUUAUGCCGAAGACAUUCAACGGCAUAACCAUCCAAGUUGAAUGGUUAUUCCGAAGACAAAUCAACGGCAUAAACAUCCAAGUUGAGUGGUUAUGCCGAAGACAGUCAACGGCAUAACCAUCCAAGAUGAAUGUUUCAUAUGAAUGUUUUAGAUAUUGAGAGGACAAGAGCAAGAUUAUGAUAAUCAUGAAAUUGAGGUAAAAGUAAAUUUUAUACAUUGAUUAGACUUCAUCAGGAGCAGUUGCGAAAAAUACAACUAUAGGACCUCUGGCAGGAAUCACACCUGCGGCCCUGGUCUGUGCUCCAGUAAUAACUAAUACUUUGUCUCUAUAGAAACCAGUUGCUAAGCAAUCACGACCAUUUCCUGUUCCAGCUGGUCGUGAGUUUAUCUUGCGAACGAUUGCGAGCUAUCCAGGCAAGAACUCAAGACAAUGUCCUCAGCGCAUGUACUGUGUACUCGCUGGAGAUGAAUUUCGUCUCGCUGCUGCAUUCACAUCCGACACCACAUUCACGUGA
Messenger RNA from Paramuricea clavata, 17007 nucleotides. Lineage: Eukaryota; Metazoa; Cnidaria; Anthozoa; Malacalcyonacea; Plexauridae. The record is from the annotation of a GenBank genome assembly.